Nothobranchius furzeri (turquoise killifish) is the source of this 1861-nucleotide messenger RNA. RefSeq names its product selenophosphate synthetase 3 (gene sephs3). Gene Ontology annotation, biological process: L-selenocysteine biosynthetic process. Lineage: Eukaryota; Metazoa; Chordata; Actinopteri; Cyprinodontiformes; Nothobranchiidae. Gene Ontology annotation, cellular component: cytoplasm. Gene Ontology annotation, molecular function: selenide, water dikinase activity; ATP binding. The record is from RefSeq and is a predicted model, not a curated record.
CGGGCCUCUCUCCACACAGCGCGCGACACACGGACGCUGUUAUGUCUUUACUCUCCAGACUCAGACCUGUGACCCGCAUUGUGUUUAGAGCCCGUCUCCUGGCAUCCAUGUCAAGUUCAAGCCCCCCACCACCUCCGGUGGAGGCUGCGGGUCCCGCGGCGUGUUUCCCCCUCGGAUACAAGCCCUUUAAACCCGAAGAACACGGUCUGGAUCGCGGCUUUCGUCUAACAGCCUUCUCGGAAAUGAAAGGAUGAGGGUGCAAGGUCCCACAGGAGGCUCUGCUCAAGCUCCUGUCGGGACUGGAUCCGGACCGAGCCGAUGGUUCGGUGAAGUCCGAGGAUCAAGCUGGGGAGUUGGGCCAACAUUUGUCCGGCCCGCGGCUCGGGAUCGGGAUGGACAGCUGCGUGAUUCCUCUCAGACAUGGAGGUCUGUCUCUGGUCCAAACCACAGAUUUCUUCUACCCUCUGGUAGAAGAUCCAUACAUGAUGGGCAGGAUCGCUUGUGCCAACGUCCUCAGUGACCUCUACGCCAUGGGAAUCACAGAGUGUGACAACAUGCUGAUGCUGCUGAGCGUCAGUCAGAAGAUGAAUGAGAAGGAUCGGGAGAGAGUGAUGCCGCUGAUGAUGAGGGGGUUUCGGGACGCAGCAGAGGAAGGAGGAACGUCGGUGACCGGAGGUCAGACGGUGGUUAACCCCUGGAUCAUCGUGGGAGGCGUGGCUUCUGUGGUCUGUCAGCCCAACGAGUUCAUCAUGCCUGACGGAGCGGUACCGGGAGAUGUUCUGGUUCUGACCAAACCUCUGGGGACUCAAGUGGCUGUGAACGCCCACCAGUGGCUCGAUCAGCCCGAAAAAUGGAACCGGAUCAAGCUGGUUGUCACCAAAGAAGAAGUCAAAGAGGCGUACCAGGAAGCCAUGUUCUCCAUGGCAACGCUGAACCGAACAGCGGCCCACCUGAUGCACAAGUACCAGGCCCACGCUGCCACGGAUGUGACGGGCUUCGGUUUGUUGGGUCACGCCAACAAUCUGGCAGCGCAGCAGAAACAUGAGGUGGCCUUCGUCAUCCACAACCUGCCAAUCAUCGCCAAGAUGAGCGCCAUCAGUAAAGCGGGCGGGAACCUGUUCAAGCUGCUGCAGGGCCGAUCAGCAGAGACCUCCGGUGGGCUGCUGGUGUGUCUACCGAGGGAACAGGCAGCAAAGUUCUGCUCAGAGAUGAAGAGCCUCAGUUCAGCAGCAGGAGGAACUUCUAACGGAGCGUGGAUCAUUGGAAUCGUGGAGAAAGGCGAGCGAUGCGCUCGGAUCAUCGAAAAGCCUCGGAUCAUUGAGGUGCCCCCCCGAGGGAGCCAGGCGGCUAACCAGGAAAUCAGUGCCAGCAGCCCAGACCCCAGCAGCACCUUGUCCUAGAGCCAGAACUCUUGUGACUGAUGUUCAGAUCAGUUUCAGACCCCUUUGUGAUGUCAUCAGUGGAGGAUGCCCUCACCUGUUUCCACCUUUUCUUUAAAUUCUUUAUUUAAACUUUCUGGGAUAUUUUGGAUGAAACGGAUCAUUGAUGCAUGAGUGAUGUGGAAAAUAACCGGCACCUGGCUCUGCCUGCGUCCACCUGGAAGGUUUGAGCAGCUUCCUGUGUGACCAGCAGGGUGGCGCCCAGGAGUUCUGCUUCUGACAGCUGAUUGGCCAUCCAGCACAAAGCCCCUCCCACUUUUCCUCUUUAAUGAAGCUCUGCUUUUCAACCCCCAAACCUGGGCUAGGUGGAGCUGAUGUUUGCCUCUGGAUUAGAGGUGGGGCUGACCGUGCUGGAGGUCACAGCUGUGUGUUUGUAGAUGUUCUUGUUUUCACAAUCAAUAAAAUCAACGACUGACUAAAAA